Acanthosepion pharaonis is the source of this 681-nucleotide messenger RNA. Lineage: Eukaryota; Metazoa; Mollusca; Cephalopoda; Sepiida; Sepiidae. The record is from the annotation of a GenBank genome assembly.
AUGGAAGUCUUUCUGCUGCCAUUUUUACGGAUUUUUAUUUUUCUCCGAAUUUUUUCAGUCAUUCUUUCUUUCUCUUUAUCCCAAACCCUUUACUUUCAUGAACUUCUGUCCUUCAAUUAUUCUUUCUUAAGCCCAUUUUAUCACGAACUUCUAAUUUUAACUGCUAAUUUUCUUCUUUUUUUCUUUUUCUUUCAUUCUUUCUGUCUUUCUUUCUUUCUCUUGCAGUCGGUAGAUCAUAUGACACGUUUGGAUUUGCGGAAAGGAAAAAUAUAUUUUCUUUUUUUCCUUCUGUCCUUUCAUACUUCUUUUUUUUUUCUUUGUUUUUGCAUGCUUGCUUCCUUGCUUUCUUUCUUGUAUUGCAUUUCUUUCUAUCUUUCUUUUUUCUUUAUUUCGUGCUUGCUUUUUGUCUGCUUGCAUUGUUGCUUUCUUUCAUCCUUCUCUUAUAUCGUUCUGUCUUUCUUUUAUCAUUCCAUUGUACCUUUCUUUCUUUGCUUCUUAAACUUUCGCUUUUCUUUCUACUUAUCCAUUCUUUCUUUCUUUCUUUCUUUCUUUCUUUCUUUCUUUCUUUAUUGCAGCAUUUUACUUACAUUCUUUUUUUUUUUCCUGCUAAUUCUUAAUUUCUUCAUUUCCCACUCUCAGCUUCCAUUUAUCAAAGAAUGUUUCUUCACAAAGUUCUUCUAA